This is a messenger RNA of Rotaria sp. Silwood2, 447 nucleotides long. The record is from the annotation of a GenBank genome assembly. NCBI's taxonomy places the organism in Eukaryota, Metazoa, Rotifera, Eurotatoria, Philodinida, Philodinidae.
AUGCGUUUAUGGUUAAAUUUAUGUAUUGAAUUUCAUCGUCAAGGUCCUCCGUGUCCGGCAAGUAAUGUUAUUCAUUUUAAGACAAUCAGUACACUUGGUCCGAAAUUGUUUGCUGUAAGCCUUGAUACUUUACAAGUAUUCUAUCAUGAAAAUGACCAAUGGCAUCAAUAUCAAUCAGCAAGAAAUAUUCAAAUUGGUAUAUUGAUAGAUUUGAUGAAAGCUUUCAGUAAUGAUCAUGAUUAUACAGAUGAUGAUUUAUCACGAGAAGACAAUGGUAGAGAAGAUCGAGAUGAGGAUGGACAAGAUCAACAAGCAAAAGAUUCACACGCAAAUAACGAUUUGAAAUAUCAAAUCAAUCAAGCUAUUCUAUAUUAUUGUCUUUUUCAAAUGCUCGUUAGUAUUCAUUUACAUAUUUAUAUUAUUCAACAACAACCAUUUAUUCAUUGA